This is a messenger RNA of Drosophila hydei, 4071 nucleotides long. It is a transcript of the gene Tsc1, whose product is annotated as hamartin. Gene Ontology annotation, cellular component: TSC1-TSC2 complex. NCBI's taxonomy places the organism in Eukaryota, Metazoa, Arthropoda, Insecta, Diptera, Drosophilidae. Gene Ontology annotation, biological process: regulation of cell cycle; negative regulation of cell population proliferation; negative regulation of TOR signaling. The coding region runs from base 450 to 3779 and encodes 1109 amino acids. The transcript has 7 exons. The record is from RefSeq and is a predicted model, not a curated record.
ACUUCCGAUAUUUGUGGUACUUACGAUAAAUCAAAAUAUCACGAAGGCGAAGUGGGCUCCACUGGAAGAACAUGGAAAAGUUGAACAUUACUGCUAAACCAAGGUAGAAAAACACGAAAUAACCUUUUUAAUAAAACAUGUGAAAAAGAUGAAACUAGAGUUGACAACAACGACGACGAAGAAGAGAGAAAAAAGCACACGCAGCGCAGCAAAAGCAAAAAACACGACCAAGAGACCACGACAACUUCGACAACUACGACGACGACGGCUACAAAAUACUUGGAGUUGUGACCACUACCAGGUCGCUACGCCAACGUGCAGCUAUAGGUUAAAGGCAGAAAAACAAAGGCGACAGAUGCAAGUAAGGAGCUAAUGCUGAAAAAUCAAUCAAACAACCAACACACCACAUGCUGUCCGUUGUUACCACUCCAAAUAACUAAAGCACCAAAAUGGACUUCGAUAGGAUUAUCUGCGGCUUGGAGUCAAACCAAACACUUGAGAAUGAGGAAGCAAAAAAGAAACUUGUUGAAAUUUUCACCCAAAAUAGGGAACAAUGGCCAGUGCGCUAUAUGCUCGACUACUACAUAAACACUGGCUCAAUGCGCAUUAUGGAAGUGCUGGUGAAGGCACAGCCGCCACACGAUAGCUACAUAUUCGAUCGCUUAGACGACUGGCUCAAGCAACAACAAUUUCGCGUACAGGCGCUGAACGUAUUUUGUUUUAUUGUGCGACGCCAUCCCACUUGGUUGCACAAAAUCGAGAAGCAUCGCCUUAUAAAAAGUAUAUUCAAGUUGUUGAUGCACGAAAAGGAUAUUGUGCCAUUAAUGAGCGCUCUUCUGUGCAUAAUUACGCUGUUACCCAUAAUCCCGAAUUCAGUGCCGAAUUUUUUGAACGAUUUGUUUGAAGUAUUUGGGCAUUUGGCUUCGUGGAAAUUUCAAAACCUGAAUAAGUUACCAGACGAAAAGGUCGUGCAUCUACAGUUGGGCUUGCAAAUGCUUUUCCAUCGGCUAUAUGGCAUGUAUCCGAGUAGUUUCCUUAAUUAUCUGUCGGAGUUCAUCAAGAAGGACAAGGGUAGUAUUUUCCAGCAUACGAUCAAACCGUUACUGAACACUGUGCGCUUGCAUCCGAUGCUAUUGACGGCUACCAGUGAAACGGAGGUAAGCAACCAGCGAUGGAAGGAAAUGGAGCCGCAUGAUGUGGUCAUGGAAUGUGCACAUUUGUCGCUACCCGUGCUGCAUCCCGACUCCACAUGCGAGGAUAUUACUUCCACUUAUCCAUGUAGCACGCCCAGCUUUAGUCGCAUGACCUCGACCACAUCCUACAGCGAACAGCAUAACAACGUUAGCAAUCAGUCCAACCACCAGCAUCUAACUGGGGCACCAGUUAGACGCUUCGAGUCAAAUAUAGCGGAUACCAACAAUACCCCAAUCUGGAGUCCACAUAACGAAAUAGCACCUGCUACCGCCAGCUCUGCUAUGCCGCUGACCCCUACGCCGUUUAUAGUGCCGCCCAGCAGCACUGCUCAGCUGCUUGUUGCCACAGGUUCCUCGCCGCCAGAGGCGGCUGUUGAGGCUACUCCGGAGACAACGCCAUUGAAGGAUUUGCGCGACUUUAAGCAACAACAAAAACAGCAGCAGGUGCCCAACUCACAUACGGUACGCGCUAUCUUUGCUAAUAGUCAACCUUCCUCUCCCAUGCGUAAGGAUCACCAAAGCCAAUUCCACUUUCCUGACUUAAGCAAGAUUCAGCCGACGGCCGAACCUCCUCAGCUUUCAGAUGCAUUGCUCACGGGUGGUCCGAAUACUGCAACGAUGAUAAACUCUGAGACCAAGGAUCUAAAUGUCAGUGUCUGUGGCGAAUGCAGCGAAACAGAUCGUAAUCUUUGUAGCGAUGGUGGCCUUCAUAUGCCUACCAACCGUAGCAUUCAUCAACUGGCCAAGGGCGUUAAGCGAAGAAAUCGAAUGGCAAGUUAUUGCUGCAAUGAGAGCAGCUUUACCAGCGGCUGGCCAAGUACGACGUCCACGAAGUGGACAACAAUACCGAGACAAACGGAAAACGAAAUGCGUCGUACUAAGUCGUGCUCAGCUUUGCCAGGUCUACAGCAACUGCACGAUGAUGACGAUGAGGCCGAUUGUCUGACUCUGCAACAAAAUAAUGGCAAUGGGAAUGGAGUGCAUAAUGACGUGCAAACACAAAAGACUGUGCUGGCUGGUACCCGACUGCAACGCAGCGGUCGAGUGCUGGCCAUGGGAACAUCCAAAAUCGUGACCGGCAAUGCGUACAAGACGAAGGAGGUGCAAACAGUGGAAGUGGUGCCGUUACACUAUGAAGAUUUACUCUUUGAAUUGUUGCGUGAGUGCAAGGAGCAGCGCAAUAAGUACGAUAGAAGUCAAUUGUAUCCGCAGGACAUACUCGAUCAGUACAUAAUGCGCUCCAUACACGCCAAGGAGAGCUGCGAUCCGUCAAGCAAUCUCGUUCCGCUGCAGGAGCAAUGGCAGCUGAUGUGCUUACAGUUGCUAUACGAACGUUAUCGUCGUAGCAUUCAUGCCGAGCGUAAUCGUCGCUUGAUGGGACGAAGCCGCGAUAAGCGUAGCCUGGAAAUGGAGCGAGAUCGUUUGCAGGAACAACUGAAAAACUUUGAUGUAAAGAACCAAGCUCUUGCUGCUAGAAUUGACUUGGGCAUUCGGCAAUCUAAUGAGCAGCUAAGCAGCUACAUCCAACAGCUGGCCGACCUGAAGUCAAAAUAUCAAUACGAGCUGGACCAAAAUAAGUGUCUACGGCAGGCGAAUGACGAUUUGCAGACUCGUCUUAAUGCCGAGAUGUUGCAGCGCAAGGAGAUGAACUACGAAGUGGAGUCGCUUCGCGGUAAAAUCUUUACCAUGACCACAGAAUUGCAACAUGCUCAACAGCAAGCGGAUCUUGGACAACAGUACAAACAGGAGCUAGCGCGCCUGGAGGCAGAGUUUAUUAUCAUGGGCGAGGUGCAGGUGCGUUGUCGGAAUCGACUGGCUGAAAUCGAUAGCUAUCGUUCACGCGAUGAGGAGCUAAAAUUGCUGCAAGAGAGUUUUAAUGCUGAACUAAAAGAUCUGAAGCAUAACCUAGACGAAAAGACUUCUCUACUCGAAAGCACCAAGCACAAAAUCAGCGAACAACUGGUUAAGUUGGAUAACAACGAUAAGGUUAUUGUGGAGCAGAAGCGCUUGCUGCACACCGUCAAGGAAGAAUAUGAGGAAAAGUUUAAGUCGGUAAACAAAAAAUAUGACAUUCAAAAGAAGAUCAUCAUACAAAUGGAGGAAAAGCUCAUGUUGUCACUGCAACAUCCGCAGAGUGUUGUCGGACACACAACGUGCUCGCCAGAUACUGACCGAACUGAUAUUGCCUCAUCCAUGGAACGCAAUUCACCGCUUUCGACGUCGCUGGCAUCUAGUGAAAGUCUUUCGGCAAGUCUGCGGUCCACGGAGCUAAAAAAUCUGCAACAGCUGCUUGAUUCGCCUUCGAUUCCCGAAGUAUCAACCCUAAGGGUCGGCGGGACUGGCACGAGCUCAGGCACGGGCGUGCCAUACGAAGACAAUGCGCGCAUGCCGGCAAUUGACUUGGCCACAUCAGCGGGCACUGCUAGUGCCAUAAAUAUAAUGCAAACGACAACGACGGCAGCACUGUCGCAAGAAUUGGACAUGCCAACGACAUCUAAUCACACACACACCCACCCACAUUUACACUUGCAACAGCAACAAGGGCAGCAGCCGAAGCAGCAGCAGCCACCGCACAGUCAGCAGUAACAACUGCAGCAAACAAUACGUUUGCAACAGAAAGUACACAAGGCUGUCAAUUAUAUAUAUAAAAAAAACAACAGAAAUGGUCGUCGGAAAAGGCAAGCUUCAACAACUACAAAUUAAACAUGUAUCAAAAAUAGCUGCAAAUAUCUCUUUUUUGUCUCCACUACCAAAAAUAAUGAAUAUCGGAUUAUGAAACGAAUUGUUCAGGGUUUUCGCAUUCAGUUUAAAAAACUGUAACUAAAGUUAAAUAAAACGCAGACUCCGCGCAAUAAUUAUAACGAUUAUAAACGUUUGA